Molecule: messenger RNA, 3295 nt
Organism: Mauremys reevesii (Reeves's turtle)
Lineage: Eukaryota; Metazoa; Chordata; Testudines; Geoemydidae
Gene: LRCH2
Product: leucine rich repeats and calponin homology domain containing 2
Exons: 23
Coding region: 394-2307 (637 amino acids)
Molecular function (GO): protein binding
Source: RefSeq, a predicted model, not a curated record
CCCAGCCCCACACGGGGCGCAGCCUGGACCGGGCCCUGGAGGAGGCGGCCAGCUCGGGCAUCCUCUGCCUCAGCGGCAGGAAGCUCCGCGACUUCCCCGGCGGCGGCUACGACCUGAGCGACACCACGCAAGCAGCCUCCCCUAUUGUUGAUCUGUCCUCAUCAAAGCUGACAGAUGUCAUCAGGAGUGACACAAACAUUGGGCGCCAUUGUGAAACUGGAAGACUAAUAAUUGAAUCCAGAUGCUUGCCAAGAAUUUCCAUUUACUUCAGAUCUUUCAAAGAACAGAUUUACUGAAAUUCCUCCAGAUGUCUGGCUGUUUGCACCACUUGAGACUUUAAAUUUGUAUCACAACUGCAUCAAAUCCAUUCCUGAAGCCAUCAAAAAUCUGCAGAUGUUAACAUAUCUUAAUAUUAGUCGAAAUCUUUUAGCAACAUUGCCAAAAUACCUGUUUGACCUGCCACUUAAAGUUUUGGUUGUCAGUAAUAAUAAGCUGGUAUCCAUUCCAGAAGAAAUUGGAAAGUUAAGAGACCUGAUGGAGUUGGAUAUCAGCUGCAAUGAGAUUCAGGUCCUUCCCCAGCAAAUAGGAAAACUCCAGUCACUUAGAGAACUAAACAUUAGAAGAAAUAAUCUCCAUGUGUUGCCAGAUGAAUUGGGAGACCUUCCCUUGGUAAAGCUGGAUUUUUCUUGUAAUAAAAUUACAGAGAUCCCAAUUUGUUACAGGAAAUUACGUCAUUUACAAGUAAUAAUUUUGGAUAACAAUCCAAUGCAGAUACCACCGGCACAGAUAUGUUUAAAGGGCAAAGUUCACAUAUUUAAAUUCCUCAGUAUUCAAGAAUGCCUCAGAAUAGAUAAAAAACCAGAUUCCUUGGAUCUUCCAUCACUGGGUAAAAGAAUCCCAUCCCAGCCACUCACAGACAGUAUGGAAGACUUUUAUCCCAAUAAAAAUCAUGGUCCUGACUCUGGCAUUGGCAGUGAUAAUGGGGAUAAAAGAUUGUCUACAACUGAACCGUCUGAUGAUGAUACAAUCAGCCUUCACUCUCAGGUAUCAGAAUCGACGAGGGAACAGACGUUAAGGAAUGACAAUCAUUUAAUAGGAAGUAAAUUUGACUCACAUAAAGACCAGGAGGUGUAUGAUUACAUUGACCCUAACACAGAAGAUGCAGCUAUUCCUGAGCAAGGAGAUGUACAAAUGGGACCAUUUGUCUCUUAUGUUAAGGAACGAGGAAAACACCCUGAGAAAUUGCAGAAAAUAGAAGGGAAUGAUGAGUGGGGAGAUGAAAAAAGGCUUCAGAAAGAGCAGCUAUUGGCAGAGGAAUAUGAUGAAUUGAAAGAAGUGACUGACUUGAGAAAAAUAGCAGCUCAGCUACUGCAACAAGAGCAGAAAAACAGACGGAGACCAUUAACCUAUAGAACUUCAUUCAGUGAAAAACUCUUCCAGAGGACGAGGGCUGCAGGACGUGCAUCCAGGCUUCUUAAUCAUUCGACCUCCGUAAGCACAAGAAACAGGCCAAAGCAGACCGUGGAAUCUGAAAAAAGUGUCUCAACAGAUGAAACAAAUUCUCCAGUGUCUCCUUACAGAUGGCAGCCACUAGAGAAUCAAAAGGAUCUGACAGAUGAGCAGCACUGGCCAGAAACACAGCCUGUUAUCUGGCAGAAUGAAGAGAGGAGGAGGAGCAAACAAGUUAGAAAGGAAUAUUUCAAGUACAAGUCUUCCAGAAAGAGUUCAAGUGGAAAUGAAAAUGAUGAGCAAGACAGUGAUAAUACUAAUGUGUCCCCACAGUCUCCUGUAUCAUCUGAGGAUUAUGAAAGGACAGACAGUAACUCUCAUGGUCCAUUUGGUCUCAAACCUAGGUCAGCUUUCAGCCGUUCCUCUCGCCAGGACUCUGGAGUAGUGGACCCUGGAUUUACAAUGAGGAGGAAAAUGGAGCAUUUAAGGGAAGAAAGGGAACAAAUAAGACAUCUUCGCAAUAAUCUUGAAUCGAGGCUAAAAGUUAUUUUGCCAGAUGACAUUGGAGCAGCAUUGAUGGAUGGGGUUGUUCUUUGCCAUUUAGCCAAUCACAUAAGGCCACGUUCUGUUGCAAGUAUUCAUGUACCAUCACCAGCAGUGCCUAAACUCAGUAUGGCAAAGUGCAGAAGAAAUGUUGAAAACUUUCUUGAUGCUUGUAAAAAAUUGGGCGUGCCACAGGAAAGGCUUUGCCUGCCUCAUCACAUUUUGGAGGAAAGGGGUCUAGUGAAAGUUGGUCUUACAGUUCAGGCUCUGCUUGAACUACCUUCAUCUAAAGCAUCCCAGCUUUCUUCUGUGUAACAUGACUUUUGGAAACCAGACAACUUAUCAUGGAUCUAUUGAUUUAGAUUGCUGCCAAGCAAUUCAGCUUCCUCAAUGGGAACAUCCAAGCCAUCAGAAGUAGUUUCUGCCCAGACACUUUAGACAGAGCCUUAUUUUGGAGGGACAUGUAAAACUUUGAUUUCAAACUGACUGUUACCUGAAUAAACAGUUAUACUGAUGUUUUAAAACUUGGAUGCACAAGAGAUUUUUAACAACAUCAGAUUCUCUGUCCAGGUAAUAUAAGUUCUAAGUUUCCCAUUAAUGUUUCAUUAUAUUAUUUUUAAAAGCUGGAUUUUUCUUUUUACUACAUUGAAAAUGUUGUUUAGUUCUGUUUUAUAAAGGAUAACACACACACACACACACCCCCACCCCCAAACAAAGCCCUACUAGAAAAAGUUUGUCAAUCAUUUGGGUUAAAUGUAAAGAUAAAACAAAAACCAGCUACAGUAUGAUAAUGAAAAUCUGAGUGACAGAUCACAUUUAAUCCAUUUUUGUUUCAUAUAGCUCUAUAUUUGAGUUCUUUAUUUCUUGCACUUCUGACUGUAAUUUAUAUACUUCUAACAUCUCCAGUAUUUAGUUGGAUGUAUGGUAAUUACACAAAACAUUAUAUAGGAAAAAGGUGUUUUUUCCAAUCUUCUAAGUUCGUGCCAAACUAUUUUUUCAGUUGUACGGUAGAUUGUUUACAUGUGAAGUGCCUGUGUAAUUGAUGACUCUUAAUAGUCUUAAAUGUUUUUGCAAUUUCUUUGUCUGAAAUAGAUACAAUGGGAAUUUUAAUAUUUUAAUAGUUUUUCUUAAGGUCAGUAAUAUGUGAAGAUUUAAAUGAUGCUUCACAUUUUUUUGUUAGGUGUUUUAAGUUGCACAAUUUGAUUAUGUUUAAUGAUUGGAAAAUAAUGUAAAUACAUUUUAUUUAUGCUAUUUAAUUUGAUAAUACCCAAUCACUUCUCUUUUAAUGUAUUGUUAACAAAAA